This is a messenger RNA of Phyllopteryx taeniolatus (common seadragon), 2077 nucleotides long. RefSeq names its product oocyte zinc finger protein XlCOF22-like. Gene Ontology annotation, biological process: regulation of transcription by RNA polymerase II. The transcript is spliced from 3 exons. NCBI's taxonomy places the organism in Eukaryota, Metazoa, Chordata, Actinopteri, Syngnathiformes, Syngnathidae. The record is from RefSeq and is a predicted model, not a curated record. Gene Ontology annotation, molecular function: RNA polymerase II cis-regulatory region sequence-specific DNA binding; DNA-binding transcription factor activity. Bases 225 to 1814 code for a protein of 529 amino acids.
UACCGUGGCCGGAUGUUACGGUAACGGGAACCGGAAACCAAAACGUGUGACUCGCUUGACUUCGGUGCGUUUGUGCUGCUGUGGACACAGCACGCCCGUGACUCCUUUUUGCGCCACUAAAACAUCCUUAAGUGGGAUCUUCGCUCGCCAGCCGCUAACGGGCAGAUCACGUCGCUGAGCGGAGAUCGGGCGUGAGUGCAAAGUCUGGCGGAUGCCGUGUGAAAAUGUGCGCAAACGGCGUGAAAGAAGAAGAGUGCGCGGUGGACAUGUGUGGAAUAGAAGACGAGAACGAGCGACCGCGGCCUCCACUUGUGCUCCCCGCAGCAGACGUCUGUGAUGAUCUUCAUCCUGAGCAACAGCAACCAGAGUCAACGCACAUAAAGGAGGAAGAGGAGGAGGAGCCCCCUUACGUUGUAGUGGAAGUACAGCCAGAUCCCCUUCACCUUAAAGAGGAAGAGGAGGACGGAGAGACCCUCUACAUUAAGGAGGAAGAGGAGCAUAACCUCAUCAAGUUUCCAUUGACCUUUGUUCCUUUUAAGAGUGAAGACGAUGAAGACAAAGGUCAAAGUGAAGCCAACAGAGGGGCGGAGCCUCCAAGCAGCAGCUCAAGUCAACACAUGACAACAGAAGGUGAUGGCGGAUCCCAAUCAGACCGCCUCUUAGCUCCGCUAUCAGAUAGUGACGACAUAACGUCACACUCUCAUGAUCAUGAUGAUGACGAUGAUGAUGAUGAAUACCCUAAAGACGUCAGUGAAAAAUAUUUUCAUCCUGAGCAACAAGGACCUCCUCACAUUAAAGAGGAAGAGGAGCCAGUGUCCUUUCACGUUAAAGACGAAGAGGAGGGUGAGCUCACCGAGUUCCCGUUGACCUUUGACCAUUUGAAGGGUGAACAAGAUGAAGACAAAGGUCAACAGCACGAGGAGAACAGAGGGACAGAGCCUCCAAGCAGCAGCUCACGUCAACGCAUGGCAGCAGAAGAUGAUGGAGACCACUGUGGAGCAGCACAAGCAGGCGGCCUCUUUGCGCCACUAUCAGAUAGUGACGACACAUCAUCACAAUCUCAUGAUGAUGACGAUAAUGCCCAUGACGGAGAGUACUCUAAAGGUGAAUUGACAUGUCACACUGACAACAAACAUGUAAAAUGCUCGCGGUGCGGUAAAACCUUUAGUUCAAAGUGGGGGUUGAAAGUGCACACAAGAACACACACUGGGGAAAAAGCUUUCGCCUGCUCAGUUUGCGCUAAAAGAUUCUCUGUCAAGGAACGUUUAAUAAUGCACAACAGAACACACACUGGAGAGAAACCUUUUGCAUGCACAAUUUGCGAUCAAAGAUUCUCUGUUAAGACACAUUUAACGACACACAAAAGAACACACACUGGGGAGAAACCUUUUGCCUGCUUAGUCUGCGGUCAAAAAUUCUCUGUGAAAUAUAGUUUAAUAAUUCACACAAGAAAACACACUGGGGAAAAACCUUUUGCCUGCUCUGUAUGUGAUAAAAGAUUCACUCAGAAGGGAGAUUUAAGAAUACACACAAGAACACACACUGGGGAGAAACCUUUUGUCUGCUCAGUUUGUGGGAGGAGCUUUACUCUCAAGGGACAUUUAAGAGCACACACAAGAACGCAUACUGGAGAGAAACCUUUUGCCUGUUUAGUUUGUGGUCAAAGAUUCUCUGUAAGCGGAAGCUUAAGAACACACACAAGAACACACACUGGAGAAAAACCAUUCAGUUGCAGCGUGUGUGAUAAAAUAUUCUCUCGUAAGGAUCAUGUUAAGAGACACAAGUGUGCUGGUGAAAAUAGAAGUGAUCAGUGAACCAUGAAAGAAACGGCAAGCUGUAAAAGUGUGUGUGUGUUCCUGAACACACAAUGACGGGGAAUUCGUUGAGGAUGAUGCAAAGACUGUAAAUUAAAAAAAAAUCACGAAUGACGACAGAAUUAUGGUGUUGUGUAAUGUAUCACUGCGACAGAGUGAUGGGAGUGAAGUUUACAUACACGCAUCAUGGGCAUUGUAUAUUAAUAAAAUCAUAAUUGUAUUGUUGUAUUUCAAAUAAAGCAAUCGUCAUUGUCUUCAACAUA